Molecule: messenger RNA, 1358 nt
Organism: Budorcas taxicolor (takin)
Lineage: Eukaryota; Metazoa; Chordata; Mammalia; Artiodactyla; Bovidae
Gene: ANXA9
Product: annexin A9
Exons: 13
Coding region: 112-1149 (345 amino acids)
Cellular component (GO): cytoplasm
Molecular function (GO): calcium ion binding; calcium-dependent phospholipid binding
Source: RefSeq, a predicted model, not a curated record
CUCAGCUCAGAGACUGCGGCUGCUGACCUAAAGAUUCCAGCAGGAAACUCCGAGGGUGAAAGACACACAGCACAGUGGUGGAAGCUGACGGGCAGGGCAGCCAGUAGCACCAUGUCUGUGACCCACGGGAAGAUGGGACUCUCCUUAACUCAGGAGAUCCUCAGUCACCUGGGCCUUGCCAACAAGACUGCAGCUUGGGGCACCCUGGGCACCCUCAGAACCUUCUUGAGCUUCAAUGUGGACAAGGAUGUACAGAGGCUGCUGAAGGCGAUAGCAGGGCAAGGUGUGGACCGUAUUGCCAUUCUGGACGUACUGACCAACCGGAGCCGAGAGCAAAGGCAGCUCAUCUCUCGAGCCUUCCAUGAACGCACCCAGCAGGACCUACUGAAGUCCUUGCAGGCAGCACUCUCUGGCAACCUGGAGAGGAUCGUGCUUGCUCUGCUGCAGCCCACAGCCCAUCUCGAUGCCCGGGAACUGAGGACAGCCUUGAAGGGCCCUGGUUCUGCUGAAGAUGUGGCCUUGGAAAUUCUUGCCACCCGAACCCCACCGCAGCUGCAGGAGUGCCUGGCAGUCUACAAACACAAUUUCCAAGUGGACGCUGCAGAGGACAUCAAGUCUGAGACCAGGGGCAUUUUGCGGGACUUGCUCCUGGCCCUGGCCAAGGGGGGCCGCGAGGCCUACACUGGAAUUAUUGACUAUAACCUGGCUGCACAGGACGUCCAGGCAUUAAAGCAGGCCGAAGGACCCAGCACAGAGAGGACGUGGGUCCUUGUCUUCACCCAGCGCAAUCCUGAACACCUCAUCCGAGUGUUGAACCAGUAUCAGUGGUACACGGGGCAUGAGUUGGAGAAGACUGUCCGGGCCCGUUUCCAUGGAGCCGCCUGUGUGGCUCUGCUCAACCUAGCCUUGGUGAUUCGGAACACACCCCUGUACUUUGCUGAUAAACUUCAUCAAGCCCUCCAGGAGACUGAACCCAAUUACCAAGCACUGAUGCGCAUCCUUAUUUCUCGAAGUGAGACUGAUCUUCUAAGUAUCCGAGCCGAGUUCAGAAAGAAAUUUGGCAAGUCCCUCUACUCUUCCCUCCAGGAUGCAGUGAAAGGGGACUGCCGGUCAGCCCUACUAGCCCUGUGCAGGGCGGAAGACCUUUGAGACCUCAUCCCCGCAUGACGCUCAAGGAUCUGAGAUUCUCUUGUUUGGCUGAGCCUGCAGGAGACCAGCUGGGCCUCCAAAUAAGAUGACCCCUCACUGAGCACCACAUGUUCCAGCUUCUUGUUGAGGCCAGAACUCAAAGUUUCUUUUAAAUUCCUUCACUUCUCUCAUCUCAAAGUGAUGUCUGCACCUGGGUCCCCUAGCUCUGU